AUGCUGGAGCGGAAGCUGUACAAGACGAAAUUAUGCAUACUCUACCAGAGGGGCCACUGUGCGCGCCAGAGCUGCUCCUUCGCCCAUGGAGAGGCGGAGCUGCGGCGAUUCGGGGGUUCCAUGAAUGGUAAGGGGAUCCAGGGCUUGGAUAGUUUAGAGAUCGUUCGCUUUUCUUUUAUUUUCUCAUGGUAGAUGGUGUUCCCUUUUGUUGAUGGCUCUCACCCGUAAUCCAUCCAUUCACUAACUGAGCAAAAGCAUUUUAUUUCUGGAUGAUUCAUACUGAAGUGGACUAAAAUUUAUUAAAGUUUUUGCUCCUAUUUUGCUGUGCCCUUUACUUUUCCUGUGCGAAAAUUUGGAGUGUCGUUUUUAAAAUGCUUUUCGAUACAUGGGUUUUCGUGCUCUCCCAAAGAGAAGGAGGAGAAAUCAUUGUAAACGCAUUCAUUUUUUCAAUUUCAGUUGCUCUCUUUUGUCACUCGGGAAUUAUGGGUUUGUUUCACUUGGAUUUUUCUAUUGGUUGAUGGACUACAAUAUGAAAGUUGGUGAUCCGUGUAUUGAUCCCUUCACAUUUUCUGGUUCUUGUCUGCUCAAUCCAUCUUUUGUUACUAAUUCAAUGACUUUUUAAUGGAUUUCCUCUUCUCUCAGUUUCAUUUGAAGAGUCCUUUUAUUCUUAUGUCUUCUCAUCCUUUUAUGUUUUCCUUGUUGAAAGACAGGUGAGUAAUAUUAAUCUUGUAUGUAGGAUGCUUGAAUGGGAAUGGGAUGGAAGCAGGUGAAUGUUAACCAUUUCUUAAUUACAUUGUACAUCUUCUCAGAAACAGUAGUGGAGGUGGGCAGUGGGAAUGAUUUCUGGAACCAAAGCUGAAGUCAUCCGAUUCACUUAUAUCCAUUGCCAAAUAUCUUGGAAGUGGGAGUCUUAAAUUUUCAGUGAAGUUGCACUACAUUCUUAUCGAGCUGCAGGGAAAAAUGAGCAUGCAACAGUCCAAAAGUACAGAUCAGCCCUUUUGUAUCUAGGUGUCGUCUUCGGUUUGACUUGCUGACUCAACUCUUACAUUAACAUAUAGAACUGAACUUGGCAGAGGUCUAGUCAUAUGGAAAUUGGUAUUAUGAACUCGUAUUUGUUCGGUUUACCUAAGAGAUGAGCCUCACAUUACCAUAGGAUUGCAAGAGAUAAUACAACGAUCUUGGAAUAAAGUGUAUGCUUUCAUAUCUAUUGAUGAUGCCUACUAUUCGGGGAUUCUGUCAACCGAGUGCCAAGUCUUUGUCUAUCUUCAUCAAGUUGCUUUGAUGGGAUAUUUGCAUGUCCUGAGUAGGCAGAUCACUUAAGAUGGUCUACCACUUAGCAUGUCUCGUGGGGAUUGAUGGUACAGAGAUGAGCGCUAGUGAUAUGUCUUGACACUAAUGUUUUACAUUUUCAUAGUUAAUUUAUUUCAAGAAAUAUAAUCGGAGCAUGAAAGAAUCUGACAUAAGUCUUUGUCUUAUGGAUGGCGAUUUAUGUCGUCAAGUAUGCAUCUAUCUUCUCUUUAAUAAAAAAAAAAAGUCAUGUAUAAAUCUAAACUCUCCAUUAUAUGCUUUCCUGACCUUACUUUUAUGAAUGAAGUAGCAUCAUUUUUCAGAUAAUUCGCCAUUUCUUCUACUAGUAAGCUAACUCUGAAAAUGUUUGUCUGAUCUUGCUCUUUUAUCUUGAUUUUUGGUAGAUUGAUUUUCUCUCUCGAACGACUUUUUUUUGACAGUUACCCUUUUCGUCAAUCUUAAAACUGAACUGCAGAUGAAAACCUUGCACUUGUUUAUUCUUCAGCAUAUAUCAGAUUCUUAAGCAGUCUUCAAGUUUGUUGCUGAUAUGAUAUGGCAUAGAUAUUGGCUCUUGAUUUGUUAUCAGUCAGGCAGCCUAUUCUUUGUUCCAACAGCCUUACUUUUAUCAUAAACAUGGCACGCAUAUGCCAUUCUUUGGUGUGAAGUUUAAGUGGAAUAUUUGAACUCCAAUUGAAGGUGAUUUACUCAAGUACUUACUAUAACGGCAAAAUGGGACUCUGACAUAUUUCUGUGGUGCUGGUCUUUUGUUUCGGAUGAAAGAUAUAAAAUUUACUUUGGCUGGGAUGAUUUUUGAAAUUCAUUUUGCAUGUCCUUAUCCAUUACAUGUCAGACAGUUUGAUAUUCAUAAUUCGAUUAUAAGUCGUGCAGUGUAGGUAACUACGUUACCUUCUUGGUCCCGUUUUUUGUGCAUUAUCCUCUUGGAUUCAUGAGGGGUCCUCAGAUAGAGAAGUUCAAGCAUAUUGUGGAAGUGCUUAUAACAGAGGAGACCAAACAUAUUGGAUGGAGUUGGAUUAUUGCUUAAAUCUGUGUAAGUUAUUUGAGGAUCAAUAAAUGGUUUCGAUCACAGUUUUUGUAGGCGCCAAGGCAGCGAUGCUGGCCAUGCCUUUAUUAUUUGCCUCUUUCCUAUCCAAAGGACUGUCUGAGUAUCUAGAGCUCGAACAUGGGUAUUCUCCUAUUGAUUCAUUUUCAUAGGCAUUCUUAUUUGGUUGCCUUUGUGGAAUUGGGAAGAAGGCGAUUCUGCUUAUCGUGAUUAAAUUUCUGAGGUCAAUGGUAAGCCUGGCCUGGUUGAUGGAUUUACAGGCGUUCGCAUUACUCUCCGUCGACGGACUGGAAGAAAAGUCUCUUUUCUAUUUGCAUAAUUUUUUCUUGUUCACAGGUAGACGAGACUAUCGUGGUGGUGGUGACCUUAGAGAUAAGCUUGUACGAAGAUAUUCUCCGCGUCGCCGGUAUUCCCCUGGUAGAGAUGGGAGAGGACGUCAGGUGUUUCAUGGUCAUAAAGGAGUUCAGCAUGACAGAGGUAAAUAUCAAUGUUGAAAUUUUUAUCUUUUACCUCACAUGAUUAUUGUGGUCUUUUGGUGGAUGGGCGUGGGGGAAAUUAGCUUUGUAUAAAUUAUGAUCUUCAAUUGUGUAAAUGUAAAGAAACAUGAUUAAUGGACGAAUGGGUCACCAAGUGCCUUCGUGUCCUUUUAUUUUCUGUCAUUUCAUAAAAAAAAUUGGGGCAUGAGGACGUUGAUAUGAUCCAGAAAAAUUUGAAUUAUUUACCAGUUCUUUUCCGUUAAGUGAUUUGCAUUGAACAUCUUACUUAACAAGCUAAAUGAAUUUUCAGGGCACAGUGCUUCAAGGUCUCCUGAAGCAAGGAGGUACAUGGAUUUCUAUUUUUAAAUGAUUUUAUUUGUGAAUUUCAAAAGGUCAUAUAUAUCCACGAUAUCCCGAUUGAGGUGUCAAUGUCACAACCAAUCAAUCUACUUGUUUUGGAAUAACUGUGAAUGAUGGUGACUUAUUUGUACGUUGCCUUCUUUUGUAGUAGAGGGCAGAAGAAGAAGCCGCAUUUAGAUGGACAUAGUGAUGUCUCUGCAAGUCUCAAGACAUCUGAUGGUGCCGAAGAUCAGAUCAAAGACAUAAAAGUUUCAUCUUACAACGAAAUAGAUGUUAUUGAAGAGCAGGUCUUCAUUUUCGAAAUGAUUAUUUUCUUUCAAAACUGAUCAAGUUUUGCUCAAUUGAGUGCUUUAAUCUCACUGGUAUAUCUUAUUUUGUCAAAAAUCCAUGCAGUUGAAGCAAACACAGAUGGAUAUUGAAAUGUUUGACGAUCACAAAUGCCAAUUAGAGGUAGGCAUGAGAUUUAUUACUUUGAUGCCUUAUUUCUAUGAGUUUUUAGGAAAUGAAGUCCCAAGUUUCGACUCAUGUCUUCAUGCCCGGAUUGAUAAAUACUUUUACUUUGUGUAUAGCUCCGUUUCUUUACUCAUUUAUCAUAACUGAGUUCAGUUUGCACUUUAUAUGCUAACAUAUUAUAUUCUGUUAUAUGUUGUUGAUUACUGAGUACACACUGUUUUACAGGUUAAUUUCUUUUUUUAUGUUGCAGCUGCUUAGAUGUAUCUAUUUCUGCGAAGUCAUUUUCUGUAACCUUUAAUGGGAAUACUUAUUGUUAACAUCUCUCAAUUAUUCUUACGGUUUCUUUUGCACCUGGGUCUAAUUUUGUCUUCCUCUGCUGAAGAUGUUCAUUGAAGAGAAAGCUCAAGAGGCAGACAAGCUUUCUGUAAAAAUAGAAGAGCUUGAGACACAACUGGACAAAGAGCAGGAAGAUUGCAAAAGGUUCCGUUUGACCCACUGAAUCCUUUUUCGAUGGAAAAAAUGAAAUCGCUUGAGUUUCCUGGGACCUUUUUGUCAAGUGAGACUAGUUGAGGCCUUACUCUUUUACCUUAUGGUAUCUUGUCCUCUUCAGGUUUACCUCCAAAAUUAAGAAGUUCAUUAAAGCACAGGCGCGUUUUUCUAGGGCACAGGAGGAGUUAAAGAGGUUAGUUUAUCGAUAUGUGUGGCUUUCCAGGACAUCCGAUCGGACAAGCCUUUAAACAAUUUGGCAGAACUUCUCAUAACUGUUGAUGUUAUGGCUGCAACAGGUCGCAAGCUCGUCUUCAGAGGGUCUGCAACCAGGUUGAUGCUGAUGCUUCUAAGCAAGGCAACAAUGAAGAAGAUUCGAGUAUUCAUGCCAUUAGCGAUGGGGAGCCUAGUGGUAAUGGACGUUUGAGUCCUAGGAUUGAGAUACAUAACCAUUCUUCUCCGAUGAAGAAGAAACUGAGAUUUGAAAGUGGUGCCAGCGAAGAAAUGAAGACAGGUCUUGUAUAUAAUCACUCUGUAAAUGUUCUUGGUGAAGAGUUAUCCAGCAGAUGAGAUCGUUUGGGAGAUUACUUAACAUAGACACCUUCUAUUUACUGCAUCACUGAGCUCCAUUGCUUAUCAGUAACUCUUAUUCAGUCUGUAUUCCCAUGAUUCUAGAAUAUUAUCGAUGGAUUCUCUCUUUUAUUGUGGGCCGUUGGAGGCAACCUUGGGUGCAAAGUAUCUGCUUUCGAGGGCAUUCGAUCUUAGUUCCGAUCACUUUGCUUUAGAUUCCCUUUGUCAUUUCUACUCUUUCAAGUUCUCUAUGAGAUCAACUGAGUGGUACCAAUAAGCUUCGUCUUCUGGAUAUUACCCCAUCCUGACCCUUUCUCCCAGCAUUUUAUUGGGGGAUUUUCUUGUGUGUUGCGCUCAUUUCUGCAAUCCCCAGACUACUGGGGAGGUUUAUGCUAUUAUAAGGAGGGAGACCCUCCAGUUUUCUAUUCCAGUUGAGCUCUAUCUAUGAGUUACUUGGUCAUUAGUCUUUCAAUAAUUGCUGUUAUUCUGGUAAUCUUGUCCUUAACCAGGAAGCCAGCGGAAAAGGGAGCGGUCUCUGAAUUCAACGAGGGUGGAGAAGGUUUCGCGAAGUGAAACAUUCAUUUCCCAAUCAGAAAACAGAAAUAGGGAAGCUGAUGGAGUGAAUACUUCUCUGACUAGAACUGAUGUACAUAAACAUCUGGGCGACGAGUAUCGGCAGAAGGAUUCUAGUAGCUCUCCUACCAUUGCACCUUCGGCCAAGGUACCUCUCUUUCUCUUUCUCUCUACUUUUUAUGUUUCAAAAUAAUGGCCUCUGAGAAGGUUUAUGGCUUCUUAAAUCUUUUGAGACCAGACUGGAUAACCAACACUACUAUAAUUCCUGGCUAUGUUUAGUACGAGAGAGAGAAAAAUAGAUUUGCUGAAAACUGUGUCACUUGCACCUUUGGACCUGCGUUGGCUUUCAUAAAGGGUAGAUGUUCCCUGUACAUCACAUGGGAUUGCAUCUGUGUCUCCUGUGGAAAAUACUGAGUGAGGGAUCAUUUACAUUGAUUGCUGAAUUAUGGGCUUUAAAGAUAUGUACCUCAUCAAACAAGGAAAGAGAGGCCGAUCAAAAGUGGAUAGAUUGCGUAUUAGGUGGUUUCGUUUGAGAUGAAUCCUAAUGACAUUAUAUUAUGUGGAAGUGAUUUUUCUAGAUUGCGUAUUUGAAGUAUGAUUCAUAAAUUCUUCGGCUAAGUAAUCAUAUUAGUGGAGGUUCCAUAUUCAUGGGCCUUUUGAUUUCUUUUCUUCAUUCUUUGUUCUCUGUUAGCUUGGGAUGCCAAUGGGCCAAGCAAAACUGCAGUCUGGUCUGGUCAAGUCGAUAUUUUCUCUCUUUUUCCGUUGACCUCAAUGCCAGCCCCUCCAAUCACGUACUUGUCACCUCUCUCUCUCCCUCUCUCUCUCUCUCUCUCUCCCUCUCAUAUAGUUUUAUAUGGAAAGCCACGCUGAGCUUCACAGGGAUAUUGCCUGGGGCCUGCUUGCCAGGGUCUUACAUAGGCCUAGACUUAUAUAAUCAAGUAGAUUUUCUUCAUUCUCUCACAAGUAUUCAAAGACUCAUGCCUACUUUAUAUAAUCUACAGGCAAGGGGAUCAGAGUCUGGUCGCCUGUUGCCUUCCACAAGCAUGGCUGCUCAUGCAGUGGACGAGUUCAUCGAAGCCAUGGACAUGGAGGAGAGGUCUGAAGGUGGAGAUGCUGCCGCUGCAUAUGAGAACGGAGUUGUAGAUCAUAAGACGGGGAUGCCUUUUCUGCCUCCCCUCCCUCUGAAAGCCUCCCAAAAUGACUUCAGCCAGGUCAGACUGGGCUCCACGUUCCCUUUUUCCUCCCCCCAUCAAAAUUAAGAAUCUACUUUGACUUUUUAGUGGUUGACAUUUUCUUCCCCAACAAUUGAUCUUGUGAAUUUAUAUCUUGCUCUAAUUCUUCACAUGACCCCUUUUUUCUAGCAAAAUUAAAGAUUUCAGAUUGUUUGGGCCACGUGGGUUGUGACAUGUUCUUCCCCAGUUACUGAUCUUUUGAAUUUAUGGCUGGCCCUGGUUCUUUAUAUUCUCCCUCUGUUUUAGUGAUAGCUUGGAUCAUCUGGGUUGACCUUUUACUCUCCAAAAAACUGAUCUUGUGAAUUUAUGGCUGGCCCUGGUUCCUUAUAAUCCCGCUGUUUUAGUGAUAGAUUUGGACCAUCUGGGUUGACCUUUUAUUCUCCAAAAAAACUGAUCUUGUGAAUUUAUGGCUGGCCUGGUUCUUUACAUUCCCUCUUUUUUAAUGACUGCUUGGAUCAUGUGGGUUUACUUUUUACUCUCCAAGAAACUGUUCUUGUGAAUUUAUUAUAGCUGGCUCUGGUUCUCCACACUCCCCGCCUUUCUCUGAGUGAAAGAUUUCACAUAGUUUUGGAUCAUCCGCAUUUGACAUUCCCCCCCCCCCCCUUGAAAUUUCAGUACGAGGGUGAUGAUGAGGAGGUCGACGUGGAAGACAUUGACGUUGACAUUGAUGAUGAAGCCGGCAACAGCGAGGUGGAGAUCGAGCAGGUCUGA
Molecule: messenger RNA, 7208 nt
Organism: Spirodela intermedia
Lineage: Eukaryota; Viridiplantae; Streptophyta; Magnoliopsida; Alismatales; Araceae
Source: the annotation of a GenBank genome assembly